AUGGCCCAUCCUGCUGUCGGCGCUAGCGUCUCUUCGAUGCCUAUAAUAGCCGCGGCCACCCCUACAUGGCUUCCUAACGUACAAUAUCCUGCGCACACGCAAGUCUGCUUGUUCCAGCCAGCCACCGGCCGGGUUGAUGUCUAUCUAUGUACCCGACCACACUUAUCCAGUGCCCAUAACGCACCACCGUCGGGUGCUUACUGGCAGUACAUCGCUCAAAGAUGA
Molecule: messenger RNA, 225 nt
Organism: Peniophora sp. CBMAI 1063
Lineage: Eukaryota; Fungi; Basidiomycota; Agaricomycetes; Russulales; Peniophoraceae
Source: the annotation of a GenBank genome assembly